Molecule: messenger RNA, 961 nt
Organism: Puntigrus tetrazona (Sumatra barb)
Lineage: Eukaryota; Metazoa; Chordata; Actinopteri; Cypriniformes; Cyprinidae
Gene: tcnbb
Product: transcobalamin beta b
Exons: 4
Coding region: 74-508 (144 amino acids)
Biological process (GO): cobalamin transport
Molecular function (GO): cobalamin binding
Source: RefSeq, a predicted model, not a curated record
GCAAAAAAAUAGGGUGUAUAAAUAGGGUGUAUGGCUAUGAGAGGUAUUCAGACACACUGGGCAGACUGCUAGAAUGGCUCUGACAGCGAUUACUCUUCUCUGCUUUGCAGCUUUGCUGCCGUUCCCAGGGCUGGGGGGACAUGAUGACCACUCAGGAGAGCACAUGGGGAUCUUAACAGACAUCCCUGUUAAGGUGACAGUCACUAAUAAAUUCGCUAACACGAAGAUCUCCUACCCCGACACCGUUGUGACAGCGGGAACGCCGAUGUUUGGGGUCUUAAAUAAAUUAAAGGACAACAGCAGCUUCAAUUUCACAUACACUAUUAACAAAAGCUUUGGCAUAUAUCUGGAGAGUGUGAACGGACUGGCUGGAUCUAAUGAAAACCACACAUAUUGGGAGCUUCUGUCAAAGAAAGGAAACAGCAUAAGCCGACUGAAUGUGGGAAUUGGCUGCUACCAACCCAAGAAAAAUGAGAAUUUCAUUAUGAACUUCACCACUUGGGACUAAAAGAACAUUUGGUUUCUGUUAUCACUUUGGAUAUCAAAGAUCACUGAUUCGGAUCAACUAUAUUAAUGCUAUAUCUUCUAUCAAUCAUUAUUUCAUUGCAUCUACAAUAAUAUAAUGCUGGAUCAGAAAUGUUUUUCUGAUCUCUGAUCUAACUAGAUCCACUCAAACAUGCAUUACAUAUUUGUACUACUAAACACAGAUCAGGGAAAACAGCAACAUUACUGAACUUUUUUUAGUCUGUGAUUAAAAUAAAAGUCUCCAAUUGUGUAGACAUUCAGAGUCUAGUGAUGCAGAAAAAAAGCAUUUAUAUUCAGUCUGACAAAGCUCUGUUAAAGUAACAUUAUGCCUAUCAUGUUCAAUAAAAAUGUAUGUUCUCGUUUCUAACUCAUGUGAUAAUAAUGUCUUAAAUUUAUUUAUUUAUAAAAAAAUAAAUAAAAGGAUAUUGAAUACGGA